GGCCCUGUAAAUCAGCUACCCAAUCCGCUAAAACCCAGAGGAUCACCAGAUCGUCGCGAAAGGCCUUAAUGAAUCUUCAGGAACAUUCUACUACACCUCUAAGCACAAAAACCACAAGUUCUGUUGAAGCUGUUCACACUACUCCAGCUGUCACACCAAAGUUUGAUCCAAAACUCCCCCUCAACUUAGCAGCCCUACGUCAACCAAAAGUUGGAGAAAUCAUCAUGUCUCUAGGUGGUAGUCCACUACAAAAUAUAUCAGAUGUCCAAAAUAAAAAACCGGGUGUUACCGUUUCCUUGGGAGAUGGAACGGUCGUCAAUCUUUCAAAGGAACCUACGUUGAAUGGUGUACCGAACCUUAGCCACUCCCUUAAAAAUGAACUUUUGAUUGUUCAGCAGAAGAUCUCACAACUGAUACAGCUUCCAAAGUCUUAAUUCAACUUUUUUUUUACUUUUAUCAAUAUAUCAGUUUUUUAUAGUUUUUCACGGUAUAUUUCUCUAAUUUUUUUAACCUAUUGGUCUUUAGUAUGUUGAGGCAAUUUCAUUUACCAAGUAUAAGACACAAUAUGUAUAUACGUUUCUUUUGUAAAGUACAGAUAAAAGUUCCUAGUUUUGUUUGUUUUACCUCUUUCCACCACUGAAAGAGAAAGCAGAUAAUUGGAACAAAAAUUAUUCAAAGUUUUUUGGCUGCAACGUAUCAUCAUGUAAUACUCUUGGCUCUUGUUUUCUUCUCCGUUUAAAAUAAAAAUGUUUGUGAAACUACACUAUUUGUGUAAACUUAUGUUUCUGGAGUAUGGAUAUGUAUACAACAGUUCUGUGAUUCAAAACCUGUUAAUGUUUGAAUAAAAAUAAACCUUCUUUUGUGCAUAAAAAAAAUAAAAUCUCAUUUUGAUUGAUUUCUUCUGCCGAGCAUCCAGUGUGUGUGACAUCAACCAUUUUGGUUAACAUUUUCUUUUUAUCAACAUUUUUUUU
Molecule: messenger RNA, 971 nt
Organism: Limulus polyphemus (Atlantic horseshoe crab)
Lineage: Eukaryota; Metazoa; Arthropoda; Merostomata; Xiphosura; Limulidae
Exons: 3
Coding region: 69-434 (121 amino acids)
Biological process (GO): mitotic sister chromatid segregation
Cellular component (GO): chromosome, centromeric region; chromosome passenger complex; spindle midzone
Source: RefSeq, a predicted model, not a curated record